AUGUUCAGAUGUAACCAGUGUUCAGCGGCAACUGAGAAUUCACAUGAAAAGAAAAGGGGAGGAACUCAAGGUUGUGUUAAGAUGAUUGUUCCAUCAGGAAUGCAUUUCAGCUUACCCAAUGGAACGAUGCCCCCCUCUCCUCCCCCUGUAUUUGUCCUGAUCCACACAGAGCCAUUUUUUUGGGGGGGGGGGGGAGAAGAGGAAGCCUGGUUACUCCAGUGGAAGGCUGUGUCCAUGCAUAGAUCUCUCUUAGUGGAGAUUCCAAUAUUUUUCCAUCUCAUGCAACUUAGUAGAGAUGACAAAGUUGGGCAUAUUUUCUUCCAGAGGCAGUCAGCUGUUUUAUUUACUUAUUUGCAAAACUUUCUAUAG
This is a messenger RNA of Podarcis lilfordi (Lilford's wall lizard), 369 nucleotides long. The record is from the annotation of a GenBank genome assembly. Lineage: Eukaryota; Metazoa; Chordata; Lepidosauria; Squamata; Lacertidae.